UGGGGGUCGCUUUGAUAUCCCCCACUACUUCGCCAUUCCUCACCAAUCCUGCUUGCCAUGGCUUCAGUUCUGCUGUUCGCCGUCAUCUUCUUCGUGGUGGUUGCUGUAGCUGCCUCCAUGAUGGCCUAUGUGGCAUGGAGAGGGUCAAAGCCCAGCGACUUCUUUGUUGAGGCGGUCACCGAGACGUACCAAUGUGAGUUGUCUGAAGCAGAGAUCAACGCCUACUAUGACUUGAAGGAGCGGAUGCGGAAGCAGAAAGUGCCCGACGCUCCGGAGGAUGACGAGGCGCCCGAAACUUGGAUCCGGGAAGUCUUGAGCCAGGAGGAGCGGCGUGUCUUGCAGCAUGCGCUGAUGAAGCGUUUGGUGAGCUGCUUCGAUAGACUAGACCAAGUCCAACGUGACAAGCCAGGUAACUGGAACCUGUGGAAGCAAAAGUUGAUCUCCGAACGCUACUGGGCUUCACUCCUGGAGGCAGAGCGAUUGGUCAGCGAAGAGAUCACGAGUUGUGUCUCAGAAGCCGGAGUUCUAGAGCCUGGAUGGAAUAAUCACAUUUUCAACCAGGCUGUGCAUUUAUGGCGGCAACAAAAGCAACAACUCGCCGAGAAGAAGGAGGUCAAGAAGGACAAGGAGAAGCAGAAGAAGGAGAUUGAGAAGGCGGAAAAGAGAAAGGAGGUCGAGGCCAAAUUGGCUGAAGAAGAGAAAGCAAGACAGGAGAAGCUGGCUCAAAAAGCCAUGGACAAGUUGCUGCGGGAAGAGGAGGCACAAAGCAAGGUAAAACCUCGUGUUGGGCCGAAGUCCAAAAGCAAAAAGAAGUGAAAAGCUUGGUGCCGGUUGGAGCACCGACCGGCGCAAGCUCCGAGCAGUGCAGAUGCGAAAAAGACAUUUGCUGAUUGGUUUUCCUUUGAAUUAUUAAUGAUGCGAGCUUCGUCAGAAACGACUUCAUGCGUGAAAUGAAAUGAAACAUGAACUUCAUGAUGCAGUGAGAAGGGGCUAUGUUCCCUCUAGGGGGAGAGCAAACCAGCAAAUGCAAC
Durusdinium trenchii is the source of this 1031-nucleotide messenger RNA. The record is from the annotation of a GenBank genome assembly. Lineage: Eukaryota; Dinophyceae; Suessiales; Symbiodiniaceae.